Capsicum annuum is the source of this 1191-nucleotide messenger RNA. Its product is annotated as transcription repressor OFP6-like. The coding region runs from base 105 to 542 and encodes 145 amino acids. The transcript has a single exon. The record is from RefSeq and is a predicted model, not a curated record. Gene Ontology annotation, biological process: negative regulation of DNA-templated transcription. Lineage: Eukaryota; Viridiplantae; Streptophyta; Magnoliopsida; Solanales; Solanaceae.
ACUUCCCAAUUUCAGUUCCCCCUCACUAUUUAAUUCACUACACCCCUUACCAUAAACAAAAUCAUAUAAAUCACUCUGCAAAAUUAAUCUGGAUAAUUUUCUCAAUGUCAACAAACAAAAAAAGGUUCAUUACGCGCAGUGUUACAAUAAAACUAGGCUGCAGUAGCAGCUGUAUUCGGCCAAAAUUUUCUAGCAUUUUUCACCCUAAACCUCGUCAACACAAAAAAACCACCGAUGAAAAAACCAAUAAUUACGCGAACGCUGAGAAAACAGUUGAAGGAUUUGGCAGAAUAAUCGGAGAGAGUGUGGCCGUGGAGAAAGAUUCUGACGAUCCUUACGUAGAUUUCAGGCAAUCAAUGUUACAAAUGAUACUUGAAAAGGAGAUUUACUCUAAAGAUGAAUUAAGGGAGCUUCUUAAUUGUUUUUUGCAAUUGAAUUCUCCAUAUUAUCAUGGCAUUAUUGUUAGAGCUUUUACUGAGAUAUGGCAUUGUGUUUUCUCCGUAAAUCUUGGUGUCUCUGGAGCUGACUCUCCGUUCUUAUAGAACAGUGGUGGUGGUGGUGGAGGAGGAGGCAGAGCUAGAAUAUUGGUUACGAGUUUGCUCAAAUUACGUAAGUUUGUUUGAAUUUUAUAUUUGUCUUAAAAAUAAAUUAUUUCAUAUAUAUAAGUUACUAAUUUAGAACUUAGUGAUUCAAAAAGACUCAAAUUUCUAACCAUAUGUUUCAAGUUCAGGCUCAGUGUUAGUUACACAUUUAUGUUUAUGUAACUCAAGACGGAGAUGAUAUCUGAAGCUUAUGAUUAAAAAUUUUAGUUCUUUGGAGUUUCUUACUAAGUUUCUAUAUUGAUAACUUAUGUAUAUUAGAUAACUUUUUAAGACAAAUAUAGAAGUUAGAAUUAAGCUUAUUGAGUUUUGUAGCAAAAUUAGGGAGUAGUAUGAAGAUAUGAGACCCAUAGCUAUUUUUUGGGUUCCAUAAAUAUCUUAUUUUCUUGUAAUUUAUUUUAGCUUUCUACGACUAGGGAGGGUGGGGUCGGGGGUGGGGGUUUAGUUUAUAGUAAAAUGCUGUUUUCACAGCCUUUUUUAUUACAUUUGGGAAUUGAUGGAAGUGAAAAAUUGUGUGAAAGGUGGUAAAAAAUGCUGUGAAAAUUGUACUAAUAUGUUACUUCUAGUAGUACAAUAUGAGGUUUAAUUUUCA